Molecule: messenger RNA, 1209 nt
Organism: Ruditapes philippinarum (Manila clam)
Lineage: Eukaryota; Metazoa; Mollusca; Bivalvia; Venerida; Veneridae
Exons: 1
Coding region: 1-1209 (402 amino acids)
Source: RefSeq, a predicted model, not a curated record
AUGUACGUAACAGAUGUUGAACAAAUGUUUUAUAGAUUCAGGGUUUCUACAAAGCAUCGAGAUUUUCUGAGAUUCUUCUGGUAUAGUGAAAAUAACCCAGAUAAAGACCUCACUGAAUACAGAAUGUGUGUACACGUUUUUGGCAAUAGUGCCUCUCCUGCAGUUGCAACAUAUGGCUUAAGGAAGGCAGUCCAAACUGCAGAUGAAGAUGUGAAACAAUUUGUGCAAAGAGAUUUCUAUGUUGACGAUGCGUUAACAUCAAGACCAACAUCUCGCGAAGCUAUAGAACUGUUGAAGAAAACACAAACUGCCUUGAAGAAAGGAGGAAAUAUAAGAUUACACAAGGUUGCUUCGAACGACUUACAGGUUUUGGGCGCUUUUCCUCCUGAAGACUUAGGAGGCGAAUUGAAAUCAUUAGAUUUUGGGACGGAUGUUCUACCAACACAACGCAGUCUCGGUUUGGUUUGGGAUCUUAAGAAAGACCACUUCGUGUUCAGUGUUCAGUUAGGUGAAAAGCCUGUUACAAGAAGAGGUGUUCUCUCCAUGAUAAACAGUAUAUAUGAUCCGCUCGGGUUUAUUGCUCCAAUAACCAUCACAGGGAAAAUUCUUCUUCGUGAAGCUAUUUCGUCCGGUCUUGAUUGGGAUGUUCCAUUGUCUACAGACCAUGUUACUAAAUGGCAGGAAUGGAGGGAAUCUGUUGAAAAAUUGCAGACUAUAAGUAUUCCACGCAUGUUCACUCAGUUUUCAUACAGUCUCGCUACCGGUGUCUCUGUCUCAAUCUACUCUGAUGCUUCAGAAAAGGCAAUAGCUUCUGUAUCGUACCUCAACUUGACCGAUUCUGAAGGUUGUGUACAUUCUGGCUUUCUUCUUGGCAAAGCUAAAUUAGCACCAAUGAAAGGACACAGUAUUCCCAGACUCGAAUUGUGUGCCGCAGUUCUUUCUACAGAAAUAGCAGAGAUUGUAUCAGUACAGUUAGAUAUUCCGCUGAGUGAAAUGAUCUUUUAUACAGAUAGCAAAGUGGUUUUAGGGUACAUAUACAAUAAGACUCGUCGAUUCUACACAUAUGUCAGUAAUCGUGUUGAAAGAAUACUCAAUGUUACAAGAACUGAACAAUGGAGAUAUGUUUCAACAAAUAAAAAUCCCGCAGAUCUUGCCACAAGAUGUUCCUCUGUGUCACUGGAUAGCGUUUGGAUCAAAGACGUGUCAUAG